AUGUCUAUGGAAAAGAUGGCAAAAGAAGAGGAGAGAUUCCAAAGGGCCAUGGGACUUCAGAAGAUGAUCAAAAGGUGGCAAAAUUCACAUACUCACUGUCUGUGGCAGAUGACAUUGAACCAGAGGAGAAAACUGUAUGCUACCCUACGGAUGCAGAAUGAUAUGGUACAGGAAUUGGCACUGGCCAACAAACAACUACUAAUGGCCCGUCAAGCUGCUCUGCACCAGCUCUUUGAAAAGGAGUAUCAGCAGUACCAGCAGGAACUAAAUCAAAUGGGCAAAGCAUUUUAUGUGGAGAGACUCUGA
Messenger RNA from Castor canadensis (American beaver), 306 nucleotides. RefSeq names its product cilia and flagella associated protein 141 (gene Cfap141). Lineage: Eukaryota; Metazoa; Chordata; Mammalia; Rodentia; Castoridae. The record is from RefSeq and is a predicted model, not a curated record.